Molecule: messenger RNA, 1010 nt
Organism: Dreissena polymorpha
Lineage: Eukaryota; Metazoa; Mollusca; Bivalvia; Myida; Dreissenidae
Product: tubulin polymerization-promoting protein family member 3-like
Exons: 4
Coding region: 155-709 (184 amino acids)
Biological process (GO): positive regulation of protein polymerization; microtubule bundle formation; microtubule polymerization
Cellular component (GO): microtubule
Molecular function (GO): tubulin binding
Source: RefSeq, a predicted model, not a curated record
AAAGAACAGUACACCAAAGUUAUUGCGACAACAGUGUUUGAGUACGACGUACUGGUUUCCGAUCGAUAUAGCCCGUGCAUUUCUCUAACAGCCGGCAAACAAUUCGUCUCGCUCUUUUCUGUUAAGCGGAUAUUUAGUUGCGUAAGAAGGUACGAUGGCUGGUGGUGGCGAUGAUCUGGUGAAGAAGUUCGAGGAGUUCUGCACGCUGGCGGGCUCCAAGGACAAGACGCAGAUGACAUCAAAAGCGAGCGGCAAACUCGUGGCCGACUGCUUUGAAAAGGGGUACAAGAAGUUUGACGUCAAGGCGAUCUGUGACGCCAGUGUCUUCCCUGCUAUCAAGGAAAAGGGAAAGCCGCACAUGGUGGUUAACAAGGCAAACGUGGACAAGUACAUCACCAAGACGGCGCACGAGAUUGCUAAGAAGAAGACGAAGAACACGAAGCUCGCUGAGAAUGACCCUGAAGUGGAAACUAUCAAGGCUGACCUAAUCAACUGCGUGGCCGCCGGGGGACCCCAUGUUAAGGUCGUGAAAACGUCAGCGACGGGAGGUGUGGACCAUUUGACGGACGCCUCUCAAUACACGGGAUCCCACAAGGAGAGGUUUGACGCUUCCGGCAAGGGUAAGGGGCUCGACGGGCGCGUGGACAAAGUGGACGAUUCCGGUUACGUGGGGAACUACAAGGGCGAGGGCACGUUCGACAAGAAAUAGGGGUCAAACUAAGGGCCGCUAUAUUAAGUGUGGGUGCAAAUAAUAGGACAAAUGUACCGUACUUUGUAUUGUUUAUAAUCGUAUAUCAUAUACUUUAGUUUAUGUUUUGUAAGUAUUUUAAGUACUUGUUAUCGAAGGAAGAAAACAACAUUAUGUGUAUUUUACAUUCAAAAUUCUAUCAAUGUGUAUACAAACUUUUGUUUAAUUCAAGUGUUUGAAUCUCAGUAUUGUCAACAUAGUGUUUAAUGGCUGGUAAGUUCUGUCUAUUUGGACGAUUUUAAAACAUUUAUUGUUUCCUAGU